GAUUUAGUGACCUGAUUGUUCUAUUCUUAAAGAUGUAUGAUUUGUGUUGCUAAUUAUUUGAUAGUACUAACCAUUUGUAACUAUGGGAUCAUCGUUCUCAUCCUUCCAUCAAAAGUUAGGACUAAUCCCUAGUAUCAACGGCAGCACACAGGCCGAAGUGUAAAAUACUGUUCUGGCACUGGCAAGUGGCAACGUAUAAGGACAACCGAGUGUACCCAUGAGGAAAUUCAAACAAUCAUACAGCACCGGGGCAGCAUGCCAAAUGGUGAUCUCUCCUAACUGUAAGCUUUUCUAAGUUUGCGGACAAACUAUAACUGGACGACGUACAGCCGGCAUAGGCAGUAUUAAUAAAACAAAAGACACAGACAUGUUAUUUUUCUUUUAUUUUCCUUUCUGUCUCGUUAUAUGGUCUUCUGUCUCGUUAUAUGGUCUGAAGAACUUUUCAAGGCUCCAACACUGAUCGCGUCGAAGCAUUCUCCUUCCAUUGUCCUUACCUAUAUAAGCACCUGGAACGCCACUCAGAUGUUCGUGGAAGCGACGACGGCAGCUAAUUUUCUUCAGAAAGCAUCAUGAGGAACACUUCCUUGUGUCCCCUCAUUCUCCUCAUCUGCGUGGCGGCGUGGUGCGCAGAUGCGUCGCAGGAGGCUCGGCUCAGAGAGUUGAUCCUGUCCAAGAGGACUAGCACCCAUAGCAGUAGCAACAGCGUAGAUGAACCAAGGAUAGGAGCUACUGCCACCAGUGGCCUCCGAGCAGAGCACUCCGUCUCUGACCAGAGCGAUCAGAAGGACGCCGACAGGAUCGCCGCCCUGCCGGGGCAGCCGCCCAACGGCGUCGGCUUCAGCCAGUACGCAGGCUACGUGACCGUCGAUGAGAUGAACGGCCGGGCGCUCUUCUACUACCUUGUCGAGGCAGUCACCAACGCGGCGACCAGGCCACUCGUCCUGUGGCUUAACGGAGGUCCAGGAUGCUCAUCCUUCGGCUACGGAGCAAUGGGGGAGCUGGGCCCAUUCCGCGUCAACAGCGACAACAGAACCCUCAGCACAAACGAGCACGCCUGGACCAACGUGGCUAACGUGCUCUUCCUCGAAUCGCCUGCCGGCGUCGGGUUUUCCUACUCCAACACGACCUCCGACUACAACAAGAGCGGAGACCAGAGGACAUCGGAGGACGCGUUCCUCUUCCUCGUCAGCUGGUUCGAGAGGUUCCCGGAGUACAAGGGCCGCUCCUUCUACAUCUCCGGGGAGAGCUACGCCGGCCACUACGUGCCGCAGCUGGCAGCCACCAUCUUGAGCCACAACACUUCCAUAAACCUACAGGGUAUUUUGGUGGGCAACCCAUAUCUUGAUGAUAACAUGAACACAAAAGGGGUGACCGACUUCCUGUGGGGCCAUGCGGUGAUAUCAGAUGAGGUGUACGCCAACAUCACCAAGAGCUGCAACUUCAAUCUGUCGGAUGGAAGCGCAUGCUCUGACGCCAUGGCCGCAUAUGAUACUGCCAACACUCUCCUCUUCGACAUUUACGGACCUGUUUGUAUCGACGCACCCGACGGAAAAUACUACCCCAGCCACUAUGUGCCGGGGUAUGAUCCAUGCACCGGCUACUACAUAGAUGCUUACCUCAACGAUCCUGAGGUGCAAAAGGCUCUGCAUGUUAGAACGACCAAGUGGGCGGGCUGCACGGACUUGCACUGGAAAGAUUCGUCGGCGUCCAUUGUGCCAACGCUCAAAUGGCUCAUGGGCCACGGGCUGCAUGUGUGGUUGUUCAGCGGCGAUUUCGACUCCGUGUGCCCAUUUACCGCCACGAGGUACUCCAUCCAUGACCUUGGUGUCGCCGUCACGGAGCCGUGGCGCCCAUGGACCGCGAACGAAGAGGUUGGAGGGUACGUUGAAGCAUACACGGGCGGUUUGGUUUUUGCAUCUGUGAGGGGCGCUGGUCAUCAGGUCCCUUACUUCCAGCCUGAGAAAGCUCUGAUAUUGUUCAGCUCGUUCCUGAAAGGAACGCUUCCACUCUGUGAAAAGGGGCAGUAGUAUUAGGGACCUAAGUAAGAAUUGUGGUGUGUCAUCCAUCCAGAUAUGGUAUUGCCUUAGCAAGGAGCUUCUUUUUUGUCUGUCUUUUACCUCUUCAAAUGGACACGGGCUCUUGAAUAUACAACAAAUUUAUGGCA
Molecule: messenger RNA, 2164 nt
Organism: Triticum urartu
Lineage: Eukaryota; Viridiplantae; Streptophyta; Magnoliopsida; Poales; Poaceae
Product: serine carboxypeptidase 1
Biological process (GO): proteolysis
Cellular component (GO): vacuole
Molecular function (GO): serine-type carboxypeptidase activity
Source: RefSeq, a predicted model, not a curated record